AUGGCAGAUUUGGAGACGGUCCUUAAAGAGAUUAGAGAGUUUCGACGGGAGACGACGGAUGGUAUAAACGGCAUCAGAGAAGACCUUAAGCUGACGAACGGCAGGAUCGAUGAAGCGGAGAAACGGAUUGGGGAGACGGAGGAGCGAGUACAGUGCGUGGAAGAAGCAACAUGUGAGCUUAUAAAACUGCAAAGAAAGUUAGAAGAGAAGCUGAUUGAUCAAGAAGGUAGAGCAAGAAGAGACAAUACUCGUCUGCAUGGUAUCAAAGAGGGCGCAGAGAGUGGAGCCAUGUGUGCAUUUGUUGAAACUCUGCAGAGGGAAAAGCAUGAGCUACCAGCUACAGGCUAA
Molecule: messenger RNA, 348 nt
Organism: Knipowitschia caucasica
Lineage: Eukaryota; Metazoa; Chordata; Actinopteri; Gobiiformes; Gobiidae
Source: the annotation of a GenBank genome assembly